GAAUUAUGUAUUUUUUUUCUAAAUUAUGAAUUGUUUAUUUUUGUCAAACCGGUUUCAAAAAUUUGAUAAGGAAUUAUAAUAAAGAUUACAUGGAUAUAGCUUUAAUAAAUAGAUCAAAAGCUAUGUCUAUAAGUAAAGAUUGUAGGGCCAGGCAUGCUUUCUAAAAAUAACUAACAUAACAACGCAUGGCUUCCAAAUUGCUUUCAUCUGGGCAUUAUAUGCCAUUAUUAGGUCUUGGUACAUGGCAGGCAGCCCCGGGUGAUGCUGAGAAGGCAGUGUUGGCAGCACUUGAGGCUGGUUACCGUCAUAUCGACACCGCUACAGUUUAUAAAAAUGAAAAGGAAGUUGGAAAUGCCAUUCAAAGUUGGUUAAAGUGCGGAGCUGGAAGAAGAGAGGAAUUAUUUGUCACAACCAAGCUCCCACACAUUGGUAACAGACCAAAUGACGUUAAAAUAUAUUGUACCAAGUCCUUGCAAAGUCUCCAGCUGGAGUAUCUGGAUCUCUACCUGGUACACAUGCCAUUCACAUUCAAGCCUGAUGAUACAGGAGAAGCACCAGCUAAACACAAUGAUGGCACUUUUGUUUUGGAAGAAACUGAUCACAAAGAAAUAUGGAAUGAGAUGGAAAGUCUGGUGAAGAGUGGCCUGGUGCGUUCUAUAGGAGUGUCUAAUUUCAACAGUAAACAGUUAGAGCGAUUGCUGAGCUUUGCCGAGAUCCAACCAGCUGUUCUGCAGGUAGAGCUGCACGUCGCACUGCAGCAGCCUGAGCUACAACAGCUGUGUCGCAAUAGCUGCGUAACACUCACUGCAUACUCCCCUCUCGGCUCACCAGGCUCCAAGGACCAUUUUAAGAACAAAUAUGGGAGGAAUGAUUUUGACUUCCCAGAUAUCCUCAAUGAUCCGAGAGUGAUUGAAAUUGCUGAGAGAUUAAAACGUACACCAGCUCAAGUACUCCUUAAAUUCCUUGUCCAGCAGGAGAUUGCUGUGAUUCCAAAGAGUGUGAACCCACAAAGAAUUAUUGAGAACUCUCAGAUAUUUGAUUUUGAACUGCCUCAAGAAGACAUUGAAAGACUACAAUCUUUAGACCGAGGACCGAAAGGACGAAUUGUGAACUUUUUGUUCUUUAAAGGAGUGGAGUGCCACGCCGAGUAUCCGUUUGUCUCAGAGCUACAACAGUAGAUCACUGCAGUCUGUAGAGCAUCUUACGCUGCAUACGAUGCUGCAACUCACCUCGGCGGAUCAUCGUGUGGAUCACCUUGUAAAUUGCACGUUCUGGGUAUUUCUGAAAUAUAGUAAAUGUCAAACGAUGAUUAAAAAUCAACAGUUGAAAUUGUCA
This is a messenger RNA of Macrosteles quadrilineatus (aster leafhopper), 1335 nucleotides long. RefSeq names its product 1,5-anhydro-D-fructose reductase-like. The coding region runs from base 186 to 1178 and encodes 330 amino acids. Gene Ontology annotation, cellular component: cytosol. Lineage: Eukaryota; Metazoa; Arthropoda; Insecta; Hemiptera; Cicadellidae. The record is from RefSeq and is a predicted model, not a curated record. The transcript has 7 exons. Gene Ontology annotation, molecular function: aldose reductase (NADPH) activity.